UGUUUCAUUUUUCCAGGAAAGUAUUUAAAUCUACGAUGAAUCCGCAGGCUCCUACAAAUUAUCUUUCUGUUUCAGUCGAAAUAAUUAGUCAAGUGAUGACGUUUAUAGAAGUAGGAAGAACGGAAUUUUCCUCUUUAGAAAAUGGAAAACAAGUGUACAAUUUCAGUAAAAUACAUAAAAUGACACCUUUGAGAAAGCUUGCUGCUAAAUAUAUUCUAUCGGUAACGAAUAAGGAAAACAUAUUUAAUGUUUACGACUUUGCAUGCAAAGUAGCCGAUAACAAUAUUAAAUAUAAAUGUUGGAAAUGGUUCGACGACGAAUGUAUGGAAGUGUUCGAGAAAUCAAAUUGUUUUAACUGUAGUGAAAACACAAUCAGCACGCUCGUAUCUCGUCCCAUAUAUAAAUGGAUGGACGAAGCGGACGUCUUCCAUAUUGUUUAUCACUGGGCUGAGGCCAAUGUAACCAAAUCGGCAAAUCUCAGAACCGUUAUAGAACCGUACUUAUCAAAAAUCAGAUUCCUAACAAUAUCACCGGAACGCUUUAACCGUUCUGUUUUGCCACUUGCGAAAGGACAAUUAUUGACGGAUGAAGAAAUUGAAGGCAUAAAAGAAUCCUUACCAACCACAUCUGUAUCAAAUCUCCCUGCUACUAUUUGCAGAAAUACAAAAAAGAGAAGAAAUACAUAUUACGAAAACUUGUUUUCCUAUAAGAAUCGAAGUUCCAUGAAAAGUGAUAAAGAUAUUCUGGUGACCGGUAACACCCGAUUUUUAUGUAAAAUAAUUGCAAAACACAAUUGCUUCGUUACCGAAAUUAUUCUUCCAAUAAGACAUGCCAGACACGGCAGUAUUUCAGUUUUCGUGGAUGUUUUUAAUACUUACAGAGGAAACUCAUUUACCCAAAAAUUUUCUUGCGGUGCCGAAGGACGUGCAAUAGGCUCAUUUUACAUAUAUAUUAAGAAAUAUAAAUCAUACGAAAUUACUGCUCGGAUUAAAGAGACUCAUAUUCUUCCAGAAAACAAAAUACGAGUGAUAAAGGACAGCCAUUAUUAUAUUCCUUCAGGAGAAGAGAAUGAAGCUACAAAUAACGAAAAGGAGGAAGAAAACAAUAGACAAAAUUUUUAUUUUGAAGUAAAUCUUUACUUCUAAAACUAGAAGAAGACAAUAAA
Messenger RNA from Centruroides sculpturatus (bark scorpion), 1165 nucleotides. RefSeq lists its product as uncharacterized. The record is from RefSeq and is a predicted model, not a curated record. The transcript has 2 exons. Bases 36 to 1145 code for a protein of 369 amino acids. Lineage: Eukaryota; Metazoa; Arthropoda; Arachnida; Scorpiones; Buthidae.